UUCAAUUCCCAUGAUUCUCUGCUGUCAUGUGGGCGAAGGAAGCUAAACCGAUGAAGAGGUGCUAGUUGGCUUUACUUGAUUAAAUCUUGAUUUUAUCAAGUUAAAUCCGCCUUGUAAUUAUUUGUAAAAUUAUCUUAGUAAUUUGGCAGCUUUUUGUAACCCAAAGUACGUGUGAAGCUUUGACGAAGCGUUGAUGUCAAGGAGGAAUCAUCCAAAAUAAGCUGCUCCAUUUUGCUGCCAUUGCAAUGAGGAUAUCCAAUGGAUGCCAGACUUCCAGAAAGAUACAAUGAUGGUGUUUAAGCUGCGAAGACUUCAAGUCCCUCUGUGAGACGACAUCUGAUGAAAACUUACUGCAGCUUUACAGAAUCCGGCAUGGAAGACAAGGCAAAUGGCUCUGUUGACACAAAAAGCCCGGUGGAGAACGGUCAGCUGCCGGACCCUGCCAACUGGGGGGUCGCCGACGUUGUCAACUACUUCAAAGCAACAGGGUUUGAGGAACAAGCCACAGCUUUCCAGGAUCAGGAAAUAGAUGGCAAGUCUCUGCUCCUGAUGACACGUAACGACGUCCUAACCGGGCUGUCGAUAAAGCUCGGCCCUGCACUGAAAAUCUACGAGUAUCACGUAAAGCCGCUGCAAACUCAACACCUGAAGAGCAACACCUCGUAGCAGCGCAGGCCGUCCCUAAGACCCACCUCAGUGACAAUCAUCGUGUCAGGAGACCCCAGGUUUAGCUGCCGCUUCACAAAGAAUCCUCUCGCCACAGUGGCACCUUAAACAGGAUUUGAAUGCUGUGUGUUUUUAUAAGCGUGGACCCCAAAUAUGGGUUACACAUGGAGUCCACUCAGCUGUUUACCCUUUCAGGCAUUCUUAUGUCUGCUGCUUGAGAUGUGUAUUUUAUGUUUUAGUUUGUGUUUUAUUUAAAUGAAAGAAAUUGGCGGCAAUUCUCCUCAAGUAUGAUUUUUUUUUUUUUGGUGUGAAUGUAAAUGUUUGUGUGUGUGUGCGAAGUGAGUUAACCCAUGUUGGUUUAAAAAAAAAGUAUUUGUACAUAAGAUGAUAUAUGAUUGAAAACUGUGUAUGUCCUCUCAUACCUGAACACUUUGAUACAUGCAGUACAUGAUUCUAAUGCAUCCCACACUGUCCUAAAAUCUGAUUUAUGCUCCAAACUGUGCAGCUAAGUCCAUCAGUCAUCCUUAGCAUGUAACAAUGAAGCAUCUUGUUUUCCCAGACACGAGCCAUUUGAAAGCCUUUUUGUUCCUGCACACCUACAUUAUCCAGGCUCAAUGCUCUUGAUAUGAAAAUAUUUAUAUGUAUAUAUUCUUAUUAUGUUCCUACCUGUGGUGCUCUCAGAAUUGUCACAGAGACAACUGUAUUGAAGUGUGUAUGACCAACGUAUAUGUGAAACAUAACACUGGAGUUUGAAAAUCUGAAUCAAAGAUUUGCAAUAAAUGGUGCUCUUUUCUCACCAAAGAACAA
This is a messenger RNA of Notolabrus celidotus (New Zealand spotty), 1473 nucleotides long. RefSeq names its product sterile alpha motif domain containing 13 (gene samd13). The coding region runs from base 340 to 666 and encodes 108 amino acids. Lineage: Eukaryota; Metazoa; Chordata; Actinopteri; Labriformes; Labridae. The record is from RefSeq and is a predicted model, not a curated record. The transcript is spliced from 5 exons. Gene Ontology annotation, molecular function: protein binding.